This is a messenger RNA of Ctenocephalides felis (cat flea), 1866 nucleotides long. RefSeq lists its product as uncharacterized. The annotation marks the transcript as partial. The transcript is spliced from 4 exons. The record is from RefSeq and is a predicted model, not a curated record. NCBI's taxonomy places the organism in Eukaryota, Metazoa, Arthropoda, Insecta, Siphonaptera, Pulicidae.
AUGGAAUCAAAAAAGAAAUUAUCUGGUGCUCAAUUCCGCAAGCGAAAAGCUGUAAAAGAAGCAGAUAUUCAAAAACAAGCAGGAACUCUUAGCAACUUUAUUAAAAAAAUUAAAAAGUCUGACACAGGUUGUAGUGAAGUUGAUUUAGAAGAAAUAAGUGUUAUCGAACCGUGUUCUUCAACAAGUUUUUCUAACGAUUGUUCUAUACCACAACAUGAUUCAAGUGAAUCGCAGCGGUUAGAUUUAAAUGUAGUUGCAGACGAAACUGAGGAAACGGUAAUAAUUAAAAAUUUAGAAGACCCCGCUGAAUGGGGCAUUAUUGACGGAAAACUGCGAGUUGAAUUAGUUGAAAUGGGUCCUAUUCAAAAGAAAAAUAUUAUUUAUCCCAAGGAUACUCACGGUCGCAAAUUUAAUUAUUCAUAUUAUAAUAGAAAAAUGGAAAACGGGGAGUUGGUGCCUAGAACAUGGCUUAUUUAUUCUGAAAAAUUGGAUCGGGUUUUUUGUUUUUGUUGUAAACUCUUUGCAUCUAACGAAACUAAUAGUUUUUUAGAUGGUUAUAGCGAUUGGAGAAAUCUUAGUACAAGUUUGCAUAGACAUGAGACUAACCUAACUCAUAUGAGAAAUUUUUUACAAUGGAAAGACUUAGAUAAGAGCUUAAAAAACAAAACCACGAUUGAUUAUCAGACUCAAAGCUUAUAUGAGAUGGAAAAGAGGCAUUGGAGGAGUGCUUUAGAACGCAUUAUAGAAAUAAUAAAAUUUCUUGCUAGCCAAAAUAUAGCCUUUCGAGGAUCAUCUGAUAAAUUAUAUGAGAGCAACAACGGCAAUUUCUUAAAAUUAAUUGAGCUGUUUGCAAAAUUUGAUCCAGUUAUAGAAAAUCAUAUUCAUAGAGCUCUUCAACCGAACAAUAAAGUUCACUAUUUGAGUAAGAAAAGCCAAAAUGAACAGUUAGAAAUUUUAAGUAAAGCGAUAAGGGAUAAAAUUUUACUCUCGCUACGAAAAUCUAAAUAUUAUUCAAUAAUAUUAGAUUGUACACCUGAUGCAAGUAAAACAGAACAGAUGAUAAUUAUUGUUCGAUUUGUUUCUUUUGAGAAUGAAGUUGUAAAAAUAAGGGAAAAUUUUUUGGGCUUUGUUGAUAUAACCGAUUCCACAGGGCGUGGUUUAUGUUCUACAAUAAUAGAUAAUUUGAAAAAAUGGAACAUUCCCAUUGAAGACAUGCGUGGUCCGGGUUAUGACAAUGGAGCAAAUAUGAAAGGGAAAAAUAAUGGGCUGCAAAAAUUACUUUUAACUAAAAAUCCUAGAGCUUUUUUCGUACCUUGUGCAGCGCACACUCUAAAUUUAAUGAUUAACGAUGCAGCUAAACAACCUUCAGAUACACGAUGGGAAAGUAGGAUUAAUGCAAUUCGGCCCUUACGUUAUCAAUUAGGAGAAGUUUAUGAUGCGCUUUUUGAUAUUGUAAAUAAUGAAAAUUUUAAUAAAGAAAUUCAACAUGAAGCACAAGCCUUAGAAUCUAUUGAAAAUUUAAAAAUAUUUAUGCAAGAUUAUCGGUCAGAACUAAAAUUUGAGGAUGUUCUAAAAACUGCAAAAGAACUGAGCGAAGAGGUGGAUGGAGAACAAGAAUAUAAAAGUAGUUCGGAAGUGCGACAACGAAAGAAGAAACGACAAUUUGAUUACGAGCAACACGACGAAUCUCCACGAUCUCCACAAGAAAAAUUUAAAAUUAGUGUGUUUUAUACGCUUUUAGAUGUUGUUUAUAAACCAAGCCUUUGGUAUUUCAAUAGUUUACAGUUUCUAGAGGCAUAUGUGACCCCGCGGAAAAGUCGAAAGUCUUUUGAACCUUUGGUUCAGCUUCAGGAAUCACAGAGUUCG